Messenger RNA from Folsomia candida, 1279 nucleotides. RefSeq lists its product as uncharacterized. NCBI's taxonomy places the organism in Eukaryota, Metazoa, Arthropoda, Collembola, Entomobryomorpha, Isotomidae. The transcript is spliced from 3 exons. The record is from RefSeq and is a predicted model, not a curated record. Bases 25 to 1236 code for a protein of 403 amino acids.
AAGUUUUUAUUAAAUUAAGAGAAAAUGAAGAAAUUUUCCUUGUUCAAAGUUCCCAAGUCAUACUUCCCAAUUAUGACAUGGGUCACAAAGUGGACUUCACUAUCGUACGGUAUUCCCAUAGUGGUAAAAAAUGACACAAGUUUGCUAAAAUUGACCAAAGUGAUAAGCACGAGAAGAGAGAAAUUAAGUCACUUUUUUGCCCAAUUUGUCCUCUUCUUUUACACAAUCGUAUUUUCAGCUUGGUUUUAUAGUAAUAUUUUACGGGAUAAUAAGUCGACUCCAAUUCCAAUUUGGGGAAAAGUGAUGUCUUUUCAUUUCUUUUCGUCAUACAUUGAAAUAUUUGUGGAUCAAAUUGUGCUUUAUUUUCGAAGACAAGAGCUAAAUUUACUACUGAUAGCGACAACCUGGAUGGAGGAGGAGUGCAUUGAGAGAGGUGCAUCAAAUUACGUCUCGCCAAAAAUCCUCUUUGGGAUUGCCACCACACGGUAUUCUUUACCUCUAGCUCCACUUAUCUUGGGCUUGUUAGGAUUUUUUCGACCCUGUACACCGCCCUCAAUCGCGGGGGCUUUAUUCCUUAGCUGUUCCAAAGACUGGGAUGAUGUCGAAGAGGGAAGCCUUGUGAUAAGAAGUGUCAAUGGGCUACUCCAAUUUUACGUGUUUUACGUGUAUUCCUCUGUCAUCGUAAUAACUUUGGAUAGGAUCAUUAUCUACCCUUCGGUGAUGAUCGAGCUGUGGAUUGGCGUAAUUAACAGGAAACUUCAAACCUCCCAAGGGUCACUGAAAUUCAAUUACGAAGAACAUCUGAAACAAUACAGGGUGGCCCAAGUAGCACAAAACUUGGUAAAUUGCGUCAUGUCGAAGCCAUUCCUUGCCAUGUUUCUCGCCUUUUCGAUCGAGGGGCAGAUUUCGUCUCUCUACAUAAUCAUCUCAUCUUGGUCAAAAUUAUCGGCCAACGUUGCCCUGUUUUUCCUGCUCAUGGUGAUAGAUUUCUUUGCAGUUAUUCAGUUCAUGUUCCAUUCUUUGAGUUAUUCGCAUGUCGCGUCGGUCAAGUUUGUGAAGAAUGCGAGAAGAAUUUCUAAUCAGAUUGGAAGGGAUACCUGGUUCAGAAAAUUUCUACGAUCAUGUGCCCCCUUAAAGGUGGGGAUGGGUGAUGGUAAAUAUUUCGAUGAAUUGACAACCUUCGUCAUUUGGCAGUUUUGUGUGGAUCGCUUAAUUAACUUGUUGCUGCUUGAAUAAGGUAGUCAUACAUGUGGCACCGAUAAUUUUAAUAUUUAGAACU